AUGUGCGGGGGUACAGUGAUAGCACUGCUCUCUCGUAUAGAGCCUCCCAUCCCACUAGACACAGCAGACAACACACAGCCACACACACGCAGUCAUACAGUCUCACCAAAGACGGGCAUUUGGCUGUUCGUCCACAUCAACCAUGAUGACAAGCCAGGAGGAUUCUCCAGAACAGGAGAUGACCUACUACAACCUCCCGAUCAGACUCGUGGCUCAACUUGGAACAGACAGAGACAGAGCUCCCCUGCCCGUAAACUGGGGAUGACCAGGAAAGAGAAGGACACGAGGGACUUUAAGGAGAAUGAGAACCCAGAAGAGAAGGAGAAAAUACAUAAUGAGCAAGAGCUCAAGUCGCUGUAUAAAGAGCUGCUGUACACUAUCACCCACAAGCUGGGGAAGCCAGCCUCGGCAGAGGUCUUCACUGACAACCAGCUGCACCAAUACAUCAGAGAGGCUUUCUCUAUGGCAGUGGAUGAACACCAGAGUCUGACAGAGAGGGUCCAGAACACAGAGCCUCCAGUCUACUGUCUGAUGGCCACUGUGAAGGAAGCCACGGGCAUCCUGGGAAAAGACGUCAGUGGUUUCAGUGACCCAUACUGCUUACUGACCAUCCUGGAGGAUGAGAAGGAGAGCAGGACACGGCGGUCCAGACCUAAACCKCGUAAAGCCGUGGUGAAGGACGCCGCCUCAGACGAGAAGGUUUACACGACAGACACAAAGAAACAGACCCUCAACCCCAUCUGGAACCAGACCUUCGUACUGGAGUUUGAAGACACUACAGUGGCCAGCUUCCACAUCGAGAUGUGGGACAAGGAUGAGGAUUUGUCUCUGGCACAGAAGCUAGAGGAGAUCCGAACCAAUUUCCAUGGACUGAGGAGAAUGCUUAAGAAGGAGAUAAGGCCCCAGGAUGAUACUUUGGGAACAUUGGUGCUGGACUUGAAGGUAAUUAUCAGUCCAAAAACAUCACAUUGCUCACCCCAGGUGUGGUUUGUUGCCUGUUAUCCAGAUCGGGGCCAGUGUCAUCUGCAGCUCAAAUUCAUCCAUAAAGAGAGAGACGGGACUUUGAGUGCUGGUCGUAGUGCUUACGUCAACUACUGUGGGAUCCUACUGCAGUUUGUCCAGUCACACAUCGCUAAGCAGCAGGGUAGUGUUCCAUGGAAGGGGGAGUUGUGUGGGGAGGGACAGACCCUGUUGGAACUCUACGCCACUCAGUGUAACCUCUCGCCUUUCCUGCAGGACCUUGCGAAGUGGAUGGCCUACAGUAAACUAUACCAYAGUUUAGAGGUGGARUCCUCAGUGCUGCUCCAGCAGCUGACCAGUAUAGAGUACCACUGGCACCAGCAGGAUCUACCCUACCAACAGAAACAGGAGCUAGGGGACUCUCUCCAUGGUUUCCUGCAGUACGGACUGUGUCUCGUGGCCAAAUACAGAGACAUCUUUCCCCCAACGCAGGACGCUACCCCUCGCUUACACAGACUGCUCAGGUACCCUGCUUCUGGUACACAGAGUGUUCACCAUAAAGAAGGUUACACCAGCCCUUAUGAAAAGACCGUGAGUGCUCUCUCUAGGCUGAUAGGUGAAGUACAGCAGGACAUCAAGCACAACAAGGACUGCUGGAAUAGAGUGUUUGUCAGUGCUGUGCAGGUGGAUGUGUUCACUGUAGUCUACCAAAAGCUGGACUUCCUGCUGGCGGGGGAGGUGAGAGACACUCUCAGCCUGUUGGAGGGUGAGAUGGAGCAGAGUCUAGCCAAUAGCCUGUUCCCUCUCUACCUAAGUCUACAGGUCAUCCACAAAGACAAGGCCUUCCUACAGAAAAGGGGUAAACUGUUGGAGCUGACUAACUUCCAUGAGGGCUUCCGUGAGGCGCUUCCCUAUUGGUUGAACAAGGCCUUCAGCACCACUCAGGGCAGGGUGGAGAGAGCUGUACAGGUGGACCAGCUCCAGCCGCUGCAGUCGGGCCCGGUGCCCAUAAAACACAGUUCGUCAGCAGUAGACCUGGUYASCUGUGUCCAGCCCAUCUGUCAGCUGUGGGAGCAACUCUCCUGGCCAGACCCUGAGGAGGCCUUCAUGCUCAUGGUCAAACUCACUGAGGACGUGUGUAAGAUUGUGAUGAACUACUGUCGUAUCCUGAAGGAGCGGGUCAGGGAGCUGUCUGAGAACUCAGACCCCGGCAGUGCUGUCAACAUGCUGUGUGUAGUAGUGAAUGACUUGGAACACCUGAGGUCAGUGCUGAUCCGCCUGCCCCAGCAACUCAACUGGGCAGGGCUUCGAGAACGUACCCUUCACGUGAUAGGGGACCCUCAGUUCCACAACGUGCUCCCCUCACAGCUGCAGCAUGCACAGGGGGUCCUCAACAAAGAGAUACGCUCUGCCUUAGAGACCGUUGGACGGAAGCUGAAUUCAGACAUUGCGAUGUACGUCCGCAGCAUGUCUACUCGAUGCAGAAUCCCCUCCAAAUCCACUGAAGAAGCUGUGGUUCCCCUGAUAAAAUAUCUGGAGAGAGAACUGCAGUACAUGAAUGAGAACCUAGUCCAAGAGAACUUCAACAGUCUGUUGACUCCGUUGUGGACUAACUCCAUAAGGACCUUAUACCAGGUAGCUACACAGCAGAAGCAGGAGGAUGGACUCAUGGUGUUCUGUCAACGACUGCAAUUCACACUCCAGUGUCUGGAGCAGUGUUUUCAUGCUGAGGGGAAUGGACUGCCACUGGAUACUCUUCACAUUGACAGCUACAAGAUUCUGAAAGCUCAUCUGACACACAACUCUCUCAACUGCAAGCAGCUCAUAGAGAAAUUCCUGGAUAGAAAAGUAUGGGAGCAGAAGGUUUACAGUGGAGAGAAGUACGGCGCGGUCACACUACUAGCAUCCUACAGGAGGUCUGACCAUAGACUCAGAGUGGAAGUGUUGAAUGCAGCUAACCUCCUACCCAUGGACUCCAACGGUUCCAGUGAUCCGUUUGUCCAGUUGCGUCUGGAGCCUGGUCAUGUGUUUUCUGAGGUGGAGCCUCGCACCACCCAGAUCAAGAACUGUGACCUCAACCCCCUGUUCGACGAGGCCUUCGAGUUUCUGGUGUCAGUGGAGCAGUGCCAGGCUGCGGGAGCGUGUCUGGUGGUGACAGUGUUGGACUAUGACACCCUGACAACAGACGACUUCGAGGGGGAGGCCUUCCUGGCUCUGAAGGCAGUGCCGGGGGUCGGAGAGGGAUCAGGGGACAGACAGGGGCACAAGCCAGACCCCUCCCCGGCCCAGAUACGUCUGCCGCUCAUGCACCCCAAACCAAAUGAUGACAGUAUCCUGAAGCUGUUGGAGUCGAGGAGAGGAGAGAGGGAGGCUCAGCUGUUUGUGAAGAAACGCAGACAGAGAGAGAAACAGUCCCAGGACGGGAAACAAUAAUAACACAGCUUCAUCCAAAAAUAUAAAUUUGUUUUAUUUUUCUAUACCAAAACACACAAAAUGAAACACUGUUGGUGGCUGCAGUAGGACAAGGUGUGAACUUUGUGCCAGGUCUAUGUAUAGUAGUGAUCGUGUCUUUUCACUGGUUAUCAACACACCCACACACCCCUGCUGUUUCCAAAGCCUGACACCUGGUGUAGUCAGUGCAUGUAGCAAGUAUGACAUACAAGAACUAUGUAUAUUUGACACGAGUUUGACAUACUGUGAAAUAUCAAAAUGCUUACAAAUGUAAAUUAUGCCCCAGAAACAUUAUACAUAGAUUUUGAUUAAAAAGAGGCUGGCAUUUGA
Molecule: messenger RNA, 3741 nt
Organism: Salvelinus sp. IW2-2015
Lineage: Eukaryota; Metazoa; Chordata; Actinopteri; Salmoniformes; Salmonidae
Source: RefSeq, a predicted model, not a curated record